AUGGCUCAAGAUUGGGCGGGCUUCUCUGAGGAGGAGCUGAGGAAAUGGAGGCAGAAUAAAGAUUCAUUUGGACCUCAGCGCCGUCUCCCUGUGAAGAAAACCCGACAACAACUUCAGCGAGAAAAAGCCCUUCUGGAGCAAAGCCAAAAACUUGGACUUCAAGAUGAGCCAUCCUCAUUACCUCCUGGGCAGCAGCUUUCUGCACCAAAACAGAGCUUUAGCAUUGAACCACACCGCUGUCCAUUGCUGCUUCUAGUCCUCUCGCAUGCCUCUCCUACUGCAAAGCCACAGGGCACUGGCAGUCAACCAAGGGAACAAGGACUUGAGAAUUCCCAUGAUGGUCACAGACAUGAGAUUCUGCCUCCAAAGCCAGAUUGCAUAUUGGAAACAAAGAAAGUGGAAUUGCAAGAACAAUCUCGUUGGGAAGUCCUGCAACAAGAACAGCGACUAAUGGAAGAGAAAAAUAAGCGCAAGAAAGCUUUCUUGACUAAAGCAAUUGCAGAAAGAUCUAAAAGAACUCGGGCCGAAACCAUAAAGCUGAAGCGGAUCCAGAAGGACUUGCAGGCUUUAGAUGACAUGGUGUCAGCUGACAUUGGAAUCCUCAGAAACCGAAUUGAUCAGGCUAGCCUAGACUACUCAUAUGCAAGGAAGCGGUUUGACAGGGCCGAAGCUGAGUACAUCACAGCAAAGCUAGAUCUCCAGCGCAAGACAGAGACCAAAGAACAGCUCACAGAACACCUCUGCACUAUCAUCCAGCAGAACGAGCUCCGCAAGGCCAGGAAGCUGGAGGAGCUGAUGCAGCAGCUGGAUGCACAAGCUGAUGAGGAGACUUUGGAGUUCCCAGUGGAGGUGGAAAACUUGCUGGAGGAACAGGAACAGGAAGCGGAAGCAAGGAAACAAGUGGUUGCUGUAGAGAGGCCUCUCCAGCUUGGUGGGGACGGUAUGUCAUUAGGGUGUGCCAAAGACAACAAAAAGCCUCAAGAACAAGCUGGUCCCCCAAAGGUAGACAAACCAUGUGAAAAGACUAGUAGCUUGACCUCUAAUCAAGACUUCACAGAUAGAAGUGCUAAAACUUAG
Molecule: messenger RNA, 1077 nt
Organism: Jaculus jaculus (lesser Egyptian jerboa)
Lineage: Eukaryota; Metazoa; Chordata; Mammalia; Rodentia; Dipodidae
Product: RAB6-interacting golgin-like
Biological process (GO): non-motile cilium assembly
Source: RefSeq, a predicted model, not a curated record